This is a messenger RNA of Cyprinodon variegatus (sheepshead minnow), 2530 nucleotides long. Its product is annotated as calpain-2 catalytic subunit-like. Gene Ontology annotation, molecular function: calcium-dependent cysteine-type endopeptidase activity; calcium ion binding. The coding region runs from base 295 to 2400 and encodes 701 amino acids. Gene Ontology annotation, biological process: proteolysis. The record is from RefSeq and is a predicted model, not a curated record. Lineage: Eukaryota; Metazoa; Chordata; Actinopteri; Cyprinodontiformes; Cyprinodontidae. The transcript is spliced from 21 exons. Gene Ontology annotation, cellular component: cytoplasm.
CUGGUGGAGCUGAGGUCCAUUAUUUUUCUUUUUAAUUCCCUUUAAAAAUAGUUUUCUCUUCUUUCUUAUCGUUCUUGUUGUCGGACUAUUUUAUGACUGAAAGUGGUUUCUGCAGGUCUCUAAUUCAGAUCUCCGGUAAUCUGAUAGUUCUGUCCUAUCCGCAUAAAGGUGAGGUUAGUUCUUGUUUUGAAGGUGGGGCUGAGGUCUCACCUGGCAGCAGCUCUGAUGCAGAGCCCCGCCCUCCUGCUUUAACUCACCUGUAACCUGAGCGGCCUCUCCUACAGCCGCUGCACCAUGUCGGGCAUCGCGGCCACCCUGCAGCACCAGCGGAACCAGGCCCAGGGAAUCGGAACCAACAGCCAUGCUGUCAAGUACCUGAACCAGGAUUACGAGGUUCUGAAGCAGCGCUGCUUAGAGACUGGCCAGCUGUUCCAAGAUGACACCUUCCCGGCUCUGGUCUCCUCUCUGGGCUUCAAUGAACUGGGCCCGAAAUCUUACAAGGUCCGGGGGGUGUCCUGGAAGCGACCCACGGAGCUGACAUCGGAGCCAGAGUUCAUCGUGUCUGGAGCCAGCAGAACCGAUAUCUGUCAGGGAGCUCUUGGCGACUGCUGGCUGCUUGCUGCCAUCGCCUCACUGACCCUAAACGAGGAGGUUCUGGCCCGAGUCGUCCCUCAUGGACAGAGCUUCAGGGAAGGAGAGUACGCUGGAAUCUUCCACUUCCAGUUCUGGCAGUACGGAGAGUGGGUGGAUGUGGUUAUUGAUGACCAGCUUCCAUGCAGAGAUGGAGAGCUGCUGUUCGUUCACUCUGCAGAGGGAAGAGAGUUCUGGAGCGCCCUGCUGGAGAAAGCCUACGCUAAGUUGAACGGGUGCUAUGAGGCUCUGUCUGGAGGAAGCACCACUGAGGGCUUUGAGGAUUUCACCGGAGGAAUCGCUGAGGUCCACGAGCUGAACCAACCCGAUCCGCACCUGUUCCACAUCAUCCAGAAAGCUCUGAAGCGUGGAUCACUGAUGGGUUGCUCUAUUGAUAUCACCAGCUCAGCCGACUCUGAGGCCAUCACCUCCCAGAAGCUGGUUAAAGGCCACGCCUACUCUGUGACAGGUGCAGCUCAGGUGGAAUACCAGGGAGACAUGGAGAAGCUGAUCCGUAUCCGAAACCCCUGGGGUCAGGUGGAGUGGACCGGCGCCUGGAGCGAUAACUCAAUGCAGUGGCGCUACAUCAGCGAUGAGGACCGCGAGCGUCUGAGCCAUCGCUCAGAGGACGGAGAGUUCUGGAUGUCGUUCUCCGACUUCCUGCGUCACUAUUCCCGCGUGGAGAUCUGCAACCUGACGCCGGACGCUCUGAACGAUGAUGAUGUUUCAAAGUGGGCUUUGUCCAAGUUUGAAGGCAGCUGGAGGAGAGGGUCCACAGCCGGCGGCUGCAGGAACUACCCCGACUCGUUCUGGACGAACCCUCAGUUUGUGAUCCGACUGGAGGAAGAGGACGAUGAUCCGGAUGAUGGCGAGGAGGGCUGCAGCUUUGUGGUGGGUCUAAUCCAGAAGAACCGCCGGCAGCUGAGGAAAGUUGGGGAAGACAUGCACACCAUUGGCUUCGCCAUCUACGAGGUCCCUGAUGAGUUUUCCAGUCGGAGGAACGUCCACCUGGACAAAAAUUUCUUUCUGCGCCACGCCUCCGCCGCACGAUCCGAAACCUUCAUCAACCUGCGGGAAGUCUGCAGCCGCUUCGUUUUGCCACCAGGAGAGUACCUCAUUGUCCCGUCCACCUUUCAACCAAACGAGAAUGGGGACUUCUGUGUCCGAGUGUUCUCUGAGAAGCAGGCGGAUUUCCAAGUGCUGGAGGAUCCUGUCGAGUCCCGAGUGGAGAAGAUCGAGAUCAGCGAGGACGACGUGGACGACCGGUUCAGACGUCUGUUUCAACAGCUAGCAGGAGGGGACAGUGAGAUCUCCGUCUGGGAGCUGCAGAAGAUCCUCAACAAGGUGGUGACCAAACGGUCCGACAUUGUAACCAGUGGGUUCAGCGUGCAGACCUGUCGCAACAUGGUCAACAUGUUGGACAAAGAUGGCAGUGGGAAACUAGGUCUGGUGGAGUUUAAAAUCCUGUGGACCAAAAUCGAGAACUACCUGAAAAUUUACAGGGAGCGGGACGUGGAUAACUCCGGGUCCAUGAGCUCCGUGGAGAUGCGGACGGCGGUGGAAGAAGCUGGGUUCAGCCUGAACAGUCCUCUCCAUCAGGUCUUGGUGGCCCGUUACAGCGAGCAGGAUCUCACCGUUGACUUUGACAACUUUGUGGGCUGUCUGGUCCGUCUAGAAACCAUGUUUGACAUGUUCAACACACUGGAAAAAGACGAAUCUGGAUGCGCGGAGCUGAACUUAAUGGAGUGGCUCAACAUGUCCAUGCUCUGAAGAACAGCCGGGUUCUGGUUCUGAUCCAGGAUGUAUGACGCAGACCCAGAUGGAUGUUUUCUUCGUUUUUUUUUUUUUUUUUUUGUAAACGCUCAUGUAACCAAUAAUGAAUAAAUAAUCAAUAAAGUGA